Messenger RNA from Ostreococcus lucimarinus CCE9901, 1401 nucleotides. RefSeq lists its product with no specific name. The record is from RefSeq and is a predicted model, not a curated record. Bases 1 to 1401 code for a protein of 466 amino acids. The transcript is spliced from 2 exons. Gene Ontology annotation, molecular function: peptide-methionine (S)-S-oxide reductase activity. NCBI's taxonomy places the organism in Eukaryota, Viridiplantae, Chlorophyta, Mamiellophyceae, Mamiellales, Bathycoccaceae.
AUGCUCGCGUCUACGUGCGCGCUCGCGCUCGGCGCGCUCGUCGGAACGGCGCCGAAGGGCGCGCUCGCGGCGCCCGCCGCGGGACCGACGGCGGAAUCGCUUCGCGCGCGCGAUAUCUACUUUGGGAACGGGUGCUUUUGGGGACGACAACACACGUUUUACGAAGCCGAGCUCUCGCUGGGGCGAACGGACGACACGAUCACCUCCGUCGUGGGAUACGGCGGUGGUGCGAGCGUCAGAGAGGGUGAUAAACCGGUGUGCUACUAUUACGGCGCGGCGGACACGGUGUACGAACGAUUGGGUCACGCCGAAGUCGUCGCCGUGGACGCGGCGAACGCGAGCGAGUUAAAGCCGCUCGCGGACGCGUAUUUCGCGAGCUUCCAAAAGAUUCCCGGACUCGGAAUGCAGCGCGUGGACCCUCAAGACGCAGGUCCAGGGUAUAGAAACUGCAUCGCGCUUCCGGGUGGGAUCGAUUCGCCGUUGUUCAAGGUGAUCGAGGAGGCAAACGUGCACGGCAUGAAGCUCGUUCCGGGUUCGGGCAACGUCAUGGCGCCCAAGGCCAAGCCCACGGAAACGGACGUCAUCAACAGCGUGUGGAUUUACGACAGCGCCAAGCUACCGUUUUACCCCGCCGAAGUUUACCACCAAUUCCACGACGGUCUCGGCUACAAAUUCCCCGUCGCGUACACGCGCGGCGUCAAGGCCAACGCGUUGGAGCGCGGUUUAAUCGCCCCCACGGGAUGUCCCGAGAUGCGCGAGCGCUCGGCGCGCCGCGACAAUUCUCAAAUGGAUCGCGAGCUCACCCCCGCCGAGCUCAAGGCAUCGAUCGCCGCCAUGCCCGCGCGCGAAGAACCCGAUUUCCUUCGUCCUCGCUACAUCAACGCCUCGCACGAGCCACCGACGCCGACGAUGUCGCUCGAAGGAUUCAAGACGGCGCUCUUGAAACGCCGACUUCGAGAGAUCGACGCGGCCGAUCGCGCGCGCGUCGUCAGUAAAACGACGAUCGCGAAAGAGAUAAAAGCCAUUAAGCACGAACUGCGAGGGACGAAAGCGCGGGCGGCGGCGUCGAGAUUAGCGUCGAGACAUCGAGAGAUCGCGGAGGAGACGCGCGAGGCGCGCGCCGAGGCGGAACGAGCCAAACGCCGCGCGCUGCAGUUGAAGGAGGAGCUCGAGGAAGAGGCGAAGGACAUCGAAAAAGCGAUCAAGAUGGAGCGGGAGGAGCGCGCGGUGGCGCUGAAGGAGAACGAGAAAAAGCGAAAGGAGCGACGCGCGGUCGUCGAGGCGGAGCUCGAGCGACACGCCGCCAAGCGGCACAAGCUCGUCGCCUCGCUCAAGGAAAUCAUUGCGCAGCAGAGCGUGGCGAAGAAAACGUUAGAGGGCGCGUUGGCGAGCGCGCGAUGA